Megalops cyprinoides (Indo-Pacific tarpon) is the source of this 948-nucleotide messenger RNA. Its product is annotated as olfactory receptor 52E2-like. Bases 1 to 948 code for a protein of 315 amino acids. Gene Ontology annotation, biological process: G protein-coupled receptor signaling pathway. The transcript has a single exon. The record is from RefSeq and is a predicted model, not a curated record. Gene Ontology annotation, cellular component: membrane. Gene Ontology annotation, molecular function: G protein-coupled receptor activity; olfactory receptor activity. NCBI's taxonomy places the organism in Eukaryota, Metazoa, Chordata, Actinopteri, Elopiformes, Megalopidae.
AUGAACUGGACCACGCUGAAUAUCACAUUGACAUUCACGGAAUAUGCAGCUCCACGUUCAGUGAAUUACUUCUUUUUCACUUUAAUUUUUUUUGCCUACCUCCUUUCAGUUUUUGCAAACUUUUUUCUCAUGCUGGUUAUCUAUUUAGAAUCUAGCCUCCACAAGCCCAUGUACAUAUUUUUGUUCAACUUGGCAAUAAAUGGACUGAUUGGAAGUUCUGCUGUCUGGCCAAAAAUCAUGGACAAUCUUCUCUCAGAUACUCAGGAGACCUCCUUUGAGGCUUGUCUAAUUCAGGUGUUUUGGAUCAAUGUCUAUGCAACUGGUGCAUAUGCAAUUUUAACAGUGAUGGCAUAUGACAGGUAUGUCUCCAUCUGUAAGCCUUUGCAAUACCACACCAUCAUGACUCCCACUAAAGUAAAACAACUGUUGGCUGUUGUGAACUUCUGUCCUAUCUCCAUUAUAUCCAUUCAAGUAUAUCUAACCUCAAAUCUCCCACUGUGCAGGUACACGAUUCAAAGGCUGUUCUGUGACAAUCUGUCAGUUGUUAAUCUGUCCUGUGUAAAGAGUAGACUAGUUGACUUGUAUGGUUUAUGUAUAAUUGUAUGUCUAGUUUGUUUACCAUUAUUUAUAGUCGUGCUCUCUUAUGUCAGGAUACUUCUUGUGAGCUUGAAAACCUCAAAGGAAGCACAAAAGAAAGCCCUGAGUACAUGUACUCCUCACUUAAUCACUUUCAUUAAUUUCUCCCUGGCUUCUCUCUUCAAUGUCAUUUACAAUCGUGUACACUUCAACCCUCCUGCAGGGACUAAUGUGUUUUUGUCCUUACAUUUUGCCCUGAUUCCUCCUCUGCUACAUCCCAUAGUAUAUGGGAUUAGAAUUCAGGCGAUCAGGAAAAGUAUUACAAAAAUAUUGAGAAAAAACCUGAUUUUUGCUGGAUCUUUUGAGUUCUGA